CCAGGGCAAGAACCCAUGGUGGGCGCGGAGGACCGUCCGGGGCGGGGCGGAGCUGGGCUCUCAGGUGACCGGCCCGCUGGCUCCCGCCCCGCCCGCCGCAGCUUCAGAAGGUCGGGCACGCCUGUCGGAGCGCAGCCUCAGCCGUCGGUGCCCCGGAGCCGGUCGCGUGCCAUGGCAGCGCCUCGCAGCCUCCUCCUGCUCCUGCUGCAGGUGCUCGGACUCGCCCUAGCGCAGAUCAGAGGUCCACCCGGAGAGCCAGGACCCCCGGGCCCCCCAGGGCCACCAGGAGUGCCUGGUUCGGACGGUAUCGACGGUGACAAAGGCCCAACAGGGAAAGCUGGCCCUCCGGGCUCCAAAGGAGAUCCAGGCAAACCCGGGCCAGAUGGGCCGGAUGGGAAGCCUGGCAUCGAUGGUUUAACAGGAGCCAAAGGAGAGCCUGGUCCCAUGGGGACCCCUGGAGUCAAGGGACAGCCCGGACUCCCAGGUCCCCCUGGCCUGCCGGGACCUGGUUUCGCUGGACCUCCUGGACCACCUGGACCUGUUGGCCUCCCUGGUGAGAUUGGAGUCACAGGCCCCAAGGGGGACCCAGGACCAGAGGGACCAUCAGGACCUCCAGGACCCCCUGGGAAACCAGGCCGCCCAGGAACCAUCCAGGGUCUGGAAGGCAGUGCAGACUUCCUGUGUCCAACCAACUGUCCAGCGGGUGUGAAAGGCCCCCAGGGGCUGCAGGGAGUGAAGGGACAUCCGGGCAAACAUGGGGUUCUGGGUGAUCCUGGCCGCCAAGGGAAGCCGGGCCCCAAGGGAGAUAUAGGUGCCUCUGGAGAACAAGGAAUCCCUGGACCACCGGGUCCCCAAGGCAUCAGGGGCUACCCAGGCAUGGCAGGACCGAAAGGAGAGAUGGGUCCUCGUGGGUAUAAAGGCAUGGUGGGUUCUAUUGGUGCUGCUGGGCCACCGGGAGAAGAAGGCCCAAGGGGUCCACCAGGCCGAGCUGGGCAGAAGGGUGAUGUGGGCAGCCAAGGUGUCCCAGGACCCCAGGGGAUAACAGGCCCAAAGGGUGCAACGGGUCCUCCAGGGAUUGACGGAAAGGAUGGGACCCCAGGCACACCUGGCGUGAAGGGCAGCUCUGGACAGGCAGGGCGGCCUGGGAACCCAGGCCAUCAAGGCUUAGCGGGUGUGCCAGGCCAACCUGGGACAAAAGGUGGUCCUGGAGACAAGGGUGAGCCAGGCCAGCAGGGCCUCCCUGGAUUCUCUGGUCCCCCUGGGAAGGAGGGGGAUCCAGGCCCUCAAGGAGAAAUUGGUCCCCGUGGCAUCUUGGGGCAGAAGGGUGAUCAGGGUGAGAGGGGGCCAGUGGGACAGCCAGGCCCUCAAGGACGUCAGGGUCCCAAGGGGGAACAGGGCCCCCCUGGAGUUCCAGGACCUCAAGGCUUGCCAGGCAUCAAAGGAGAUAAGGGCUCCCCAGGGAAGACCGGGCCCCGCGGCGGAGUGGGAGACCCGGGGGUGGCCGGCCUCCCGGGAGAGAAAGGAGAGAAGGGCGAAUCUGGCGAGCCUGGGCCCAAGGGACAGCAAGGAAUUCGCGGAGAGCCAGGCUACCCUGGUCCCAGCGGGGAUGCGGGUGCCCCAGGAGUGCAGGGCUACCCUGGGCUUCCCGGCCCGCGAGGACUGGCUGGAGACCGAGGCGUGCCAGGAUUACCUGGAAGGCAGGGUGUGGCGGGCCGAGAUGCUAGUGACCAGCACAUCGUGGACGUGGUGCUAAAGAUGCUGCAAGAGAAACUGGCAGAGGUGGCUGUGAGUUCCAAGCGGGAAGCCCUGGGUGCAGCUGGGAUGGUGGGUCCCCCAGGACCUCCUGGGCCCCCUGGAUACCCAGGCAAGCAGGGACCUCAUGGACACCCUGGACCUCGGGGCAUUCCUGGCAUUGUGGGAGCUGUGGGUCAGAUUGGCAACACAGGACCCAAGGGAAAGCGUGGAGAGAAGGGUGACCGAGGAGAAAUGGGACGUGGGCAUCCUGGGAUGCCAGGGCCUCCAGGGAUCCCAGGUCUCCCUGGCCGGCCUGGUCAGGCAAUCAAUGGCAAGGAUGGAGACCGAGGGUCCCCAGGAGCUCCAGGAGAGGCCGGCCGACCUGGCCUGCCAGGCCCAGUGGGGCUGCCUGGCUUUUGUGAGCCUGCAGCCUGCCUUGGAGCUUCGGCCUAUGCCUCUGCCCGCCUCACAGAGCCUGGGUCUAUCAAGGGGCCAUGAGCAGCCAGCCAGGAGAGAGCCCACUAGCAUCCUGGGUCCUCUCUGGAUAGACAUGCACCCUAGUCCAGGAGGCCAGCUUUCUCAGGAUUUUCUGUCUAGAACUCAGGGGUCCUGAGAAUGAGGAGUUCAGCAUGUGGGAGGGCAUUAGUGUGAAAGGUGAGGCCUAUAGGGCAAGUGUUGCUGGAGAGUCCAAGCUCCAAAGGGAAGAAGUUGGCUUUUCUUCCCAGGGCCCCACCUGGGCAUGACUGACUGUCCUCUUCGUCUGCCCAAUUCUCCAUCAGCCAUCCUAUGCCUGGGGCAGUUGGACUGAGGUCUCUGCCUCUGCCUGUAUUGAGCCCAUUCUCCCUCUCUGGACUUGUUGGGUAUUUGUUGAGGGUGAGGUGGCAAUCCUUAGGCCAGCCCCACUACCACCUUCCCGUCUCCUGAGUAUUUAAGCACCCAUCUGAUUGCUUCUGGUAUUGCUAUCUCCCACUUCCUGCUCCCCAGACCCACCCUGACCUUUGUGUAAAUAAAAGCUCCCAAUUUAGGUAUGGACUAA
Molecule: messenger RNA, 2770 nt
Organism: Jaculus jaculus (lesser Egyptian jerboa)
Lineage: Eukaryota; Metazoa; Chordata; Mammalia; Rodentia; Dipodidae
Gene: Col9a2
Product: collagen type IX alpha 2 chain
Exons: 32
Coding region: 16-2232 (738 amino acids)
Source: RefSeq, a predicted model, not a curated record